Molecule: messenger RNA, 375 nt
Organism: Australozyma saopauloensis
Lineage: Eukaryota; Fungi; Ascomycota; Pichiomycetes; Serinales; Metschnikowiaceae
Gene: RPC19
Product: DNA-directed RNA polymerase core subunit
Exons: 1
Coding region: 1-375 (124 amino acids)
Biological process (GO): DNA-templated transcription
Cellular component (GO): RNA polymerase I complex; RNA polymerase III complex
Molecular function (GO): protein dimerization activity; DNA binding
Source: RefSeq, a predicted model, not a curated record
AUGUCAGAAGAAAACAAGGACAUCACCAUGGAAGCCGUCGAGGAGCAGGAGUAUGACGUCGACAAAAUCAAGUUGUUGCCCGGACUGUCCGAAGACGGAACCGCCGCCUCGUUCCAGAUCAUAGACGAAGACCACACGUUGGGAAAUGCACUUCGGUACUUGAUCAUGAAGAACCCCGAGGUGGAAUUUUGCGGAUACUCCAUUCCUCACCCCUCGGAGAACAAAUUGAACGUGCGUAUCCAGACAUACGGUAACAUCACCGCAAUGGAGGCUUUGCACCAGGGAUUGGAUGGAUUGAGUGCGUUGUGCACCCAUGUGGAGGAGACUUUCAAUGAGAAGGUGGAGGCUGGAGGAUAUAGUGUCAUUGAGCCAUAA